This is a messenger RNA of Manis javanica (Malayan pangolin), 5947 nucleotides long. RefSeq names its product zinc finger CCCH-type containing 6 (gene ZC3H6). The record is from RefSeq and is a predicted model, not a curated record. Gene Ontology annotation, molecular function: RNA binding; metal ion binding. Gene Ontology annotation, biological process: negative regulation of DNA-templated transcription. Gene Ontology annotation, cellular component: nucleus. NCBI's taxonomy places the organism in Eukaryota, Metazoa, Chordata, Mammalia, Pholidota, Manidae.
UUAGAUAAGUACAAUGUUUAUUCAAUGUACAUACCCCAAAUUUUUAAUUCUAAAUUGACUGUACUAAGUGCAAUUGCUUCCGAAUGCGCUGCAUUUAUGCACUAGCAAAACCCUUUUACUUAGACAUAGAAAUUUAGAUUAUUAUAGUUAAUGCAACCAUUAACUCCAUCACUUUAAUAAAAAUGACAUUUCCUUCAGAACUAAUUAUAGUAUUCAUAUUGUUAACUAUAUUAACUAAUAAUACAUGGUAAUAUACUAAUAAGAUCAAAACAGUGACAUCAAAAAAUCAUUUCUAAAGUUCAUAUUCCUAAGUGUAAGAAAUUUACUGGCUAGUUGUUUAUAAAAUACUCGUGUAUAUUUUAUAUAUGAAAUGUUAAUAUUCUUAUGAAGUAAUUUAAAGUUUAUAUAAUACCUUUAAUAGCUAUUUUUUUUAUUAUAGACUAAUAAUCGCGUAAGUUUGGUAUUAAAUAUAGGAAAGAGUUACAUGCCAAACUAUUUUCCCCAAAAUGUGAUUCUGGGCAUUCAACAUUACAAAAGCAGCGAUUUGCUGUAACCCUAGAGGAGAAAGCACAUUCCCCUAGGAUUUAAGCAAUUAAGGAUAUUCUUUUUUUAAAGGAGACUCCACUGCCGCCGUGUUGUCCCCCUCCCGUCCGCGCCGGUAACGGCUUUGCAGGCUCUCCGGCACGCCUCAGCCUCUGGGUGGCGGCGUGUUGCAGGAAAAACCACGGUCAGUCCAAAACCGGAGGCGCGCACCCACAGCGCGGACACCGCAGCCACUGUCCCCACGCCAAACCUCUGCGGACUCCGCCCGCCGUCCGGGCGCUCCUCCGCCGCUUCACAGAGGGUAGGGACCCGCCCCUGGAGGUGACUGACGGGCUGUAUCCUCCAAUGGCCAGCGCGCUCGGCCCCGGCGGGCUGGGCCAGGGCCGCGGCACGCGGAGGAAUCUCUCUUGUCCUUUAGUCCCGGGCGAGGUGUUGCGGCCGGCGCCAUUUUACCAAGCCGCCGGUCUCGGGUGCCGCCAUGUUGGUGAGGAGAAAUCACCGUUACGGCCACUGUCCAAAUCCCCGCGACGGUGCACGCCGCGCGCCCGCUCCCCAGCCUCAGCCACCGGCGGCGAAUAGAGACUAAAGCGGCAGCGCCGGCAGCGCGGGCCCGUGGCCCAGUGUUUGCAGUUAGAGCCCCACCUCUCUGGCGUGGUUGUUAAUAGACUGGAAAGUCUGUGUCUGUGUCGCUCACUAGUAACCGUGAGUUUUUACCACCUCGUCACCUCGGCGGCGGCCGGGAGCAGGCACCCGCAGGCGGCGCAGGGGUCCUCCCAGACCUGCCCUCCAGCCCCGCCCCGUUCUUGACCAAACAUGACAGACUCUGAACAUGCAGGGCACGACAGAGAAGAUGGUGAAUUAGAAGAUGGUGAAAUAGAUGAUGCUGGAUUUGAAGAAACACAAGAAGAGGAAGUAAAAGAGGGUGAAAAGCAGAAAAAUGAGAAAACCUACAGAAAAUCAAGGAAAAAACACAAGAAAGAGAGAGAGAAGAAAAAAUCCAAAAGGAGAAAACGUGAGAAACAUAAGCAUAAUUCUCCAUCUAGUGAUGAUAGUUCAAACUACAGCCUUGAUUCAGAUGUUGAACAUACAGAAAGUUCCCACAAAAAAAGAACUGGUUUCUACAGGGAUUAUGACAUUCCAUUUCCUCAGCAUGGACAUAUAUCAGGAAGCUACAUGGCAUCAAAGAAGAGUCAACAUAACAAAAAAUUUAAAAGUAAAGAGUAUGGUGAGUACAGUACCUACAGUGAUGACAACUUCAUUCCCUACGAUGAUGACAACUUCGACCCCUAUGGUGAUGACAGCUUUGGUACGUACGGCGGUGACAGCUUUGGUACCUAUGGUCACGAAACAGAGGAAGAUUUUGCCAACCAGCUGAAACACUACAGACAAGCUAAAGAAACCUCAAAUACUGCUUUAGGAUCAUCAUUUUCCAAAGAAACAGGGAAAAAACAAAGAAUGAAAGGAAUUCAGCAAGGUAUUGAACAGAGGGUUAAAAGUUUCAAUGUUGGUCGUGGACGUGGUUUGCCGAAGAAAAUCAAACGCAAAGACCGUGGGGGAAGAGCCAAUAAAGGGCCUAAUAUUUUUUCAGGAAUGGAUGACUUUCAAGAGUAUAGUAAACCAGGGAAAAAAUGGAAGGUUAUGACUCAGGAAUUUAUUAAUCAGCACACAGUGGAACACAAAGGAAAACAAAUCUGUAAAUACUUUCUGGAAGGGAGAUGUAUUAAAGGAGAUCAGUGUAAAUUUGAUCAUGAUGCAGAGUUGGAGAAGAGAAAAGAGAUCUGCAAAUUUUAUUUACAAGGGUAUUGUACCAAAGGAGAGAACUGCAUUUAUAUGCAUAAUGAAUUUCCAUGCAAGUUCUAUCAUAGUGGAGCAAAAUGUUAUCAAGGAGAUAAGUGUAAAUUUUCACAUGAUGAUCUGACUAAAGAAACAAAGAAACUUUUGGACAAAGUGUUGAAUACUGAAGAAGAAUCCAUAAAUGAAGAUGAAAGAGAAUUAGAAGAACUUAGAAGGCGUGGCAUAACUCCUCUUCCCAAACCACCUCCCGGAGUUGGGCUUCUGCCAACCCCACCAGAGCAUUUUCCCUUUUCUGAUCCUGAAGAUGAUUUUCAGACAGAUCUCUCUGAUGAUUUCAAGAAAAUUCCAUCUCUUUUUGAAAUAGUUGUAAAACCUACUAUGGAUUUAGCACAUAAGAUUGGGAAGAAGCCACCAGCAUUUUAUAACAGUGCUUCACCACCAGGACCACAAUUUCAGGAUAGCAGCCCACAUCCUCAACAUAUCUAUAGUUCUGGGUCAAGUCCAGGUCCUGGACCUAAUAUGUCUCAGGGACACCAUAGUCCUGUGAUGCACCUAGGCUCCCCUGGGCAUCAUCCCUGUGCAGGACCUCCUGGUCUCCCAAUGCCACAGAGCCCACCAUUGCCACCUGGUCCACCAGUUGUAGACCCUCAUGGUCAAGCUGGAGUACUUGUUCAACCAGAUAUACUUUUGACACCACCAAGUAUGAGUGGUGCUUACCAUUGCCCAGGCUUUCCAGAGCACAUGGUGAAAGUGCCUGGAGAGAAUCACUGUUGUCCAGGUUCAGCACACAUGCAAAGUACUGGUGAAGUGCAGCUCAGCACCAAUUAUGAGUCCUUACAGAACCCAGCUGAGUUUUAUGAUAAUUACUAUUCACAGCAUGCCGUACAUACUUUUCAGCCACCCAGUAACUCUGGUGAUGGAAUGUGGCCUGGUGAAUUUGCCCCGCAUCAGCCUCCCAUAGUUCAAGACUCACCUGACCACGGGAGUGGGUCUGAUGGCAGCAACAGGACAGGCCCCAGCCCCCUGCCCACUCCGGGUCUGCUCCCUGCAGUGCAGAGAGCUCUUUUUGUCCGACUUACUCAGAAGUACCAAGAUGAAGAGCCAAGCAGCACCCAGCUUCAAAGGGCGCCAAGCAAGGAAGAAGAUGAUACUGUUAACUGGUAUUCCAGUAGUGAAGAGGAAGAAGGAAGCAGUGUCAAGUCAAUACUGAGAACAUUACAGAAACAAACAGAAACUUUAAGGAAUCAGCAACAGCCUUCUACAGAGCUCAGCACUCCCACUGAUCCAAGACUUGCUAAAGAGAAAAAUAAAGGGAACCAAAUUGUUGACCCUAGACUUAGGACUAUCCAAAGGCAAGACAUUAGGAAGUCUUCUGAGUCUGCCCCACUGGACCGUAGACUUGCGUGGGAUCCCAGGAAAUUGAGAGGGAAUGGAAGUGGUCAUGUUAGCUCUUCUGGGGGAGCGAAGUCUGAUUUACUUCAUGCAAGUGCUGGCACUAAUGUCAAACACAAAAGAGGAGAUGACGAUGAUGAAGAUGCAGAAAGAGAACUGAGAGAAAAAGCUUUCUUAAUACCUUUGGAUUCUUCCCCUGGUGUAGUACUCCAAGAUCCAAGGUCACAACUGAGACAAUUCAGUCACAUUAAAAUGGAUAUUAUCCUAACCAAACCCAACUUUGCAAAACAUAUCGUGUGGGCUCCAGAAGACUUACUUCCAGUCCCUUUACCUAAACCUGACCCAGUAUCUUCAAUCAAUUUACCUCUGCCCCCUCUUAUAGCUGACCAGAGACUCAAUAGGUUAUUGAAUACAAAAAGCGACCUUCAUCAAAACACAGUGCCCCUUGAGUCAAAAUUAGCAGUGAAAGCCAAAAUGAACACAAACAGGGAAGGCCAUGUUGAACAAUUUGGAGAUUUACAUAGUUCAGGAAGUAAAUUAGGAGACCCGAGGCUCCAGAAAAAUUUUGAUCCUAGACUUCACAGACUGCACAAUACAGAGUCUCAUCAAGCGACGGUUAUGAAGGAUUCACAUACAUCAAAGGGUGCCCCUCAGUUAGCCAGAUCAAAUCCCAGGCCCUCACAGCCCUCAGGGGCCAUAACUGGCAAUUCUGGUCCUGGGGCAUUGCCUCCAUAUGCUCCGAAACUCUCAUCUUCAGCUGGCCUUUUACUGGGAACUCCAAGUUCAGUUCUUAGUGGUAUUAGUUUGUAUGACCCCAGGGAGCAUGGGUCAGUGUCUACAUCAGAGCUAGCAACAGAGAAUGCAGAGAACCAGAAAAACAGUGAUGGUUUAAAAAGUAGUGACAUAAAUGAGCCUUCUCCUGGAAAAGCAAUCCUGCAACAGAAAACCACUGCAAAUGUGGAAGAGACUGCUGAUGGGCCAGCUGACCCACAGGGAGAUAGCCUCAGGAGUUCCGGCAUGGCUCAGGCCCCAGCAGUGCACAGCCUCCCUAUCCAGGCAUUAACAGGCUUAAUUAGACCCCAGUACAGCGAUCCAAGGCAGCCACGGCAGCCGGGACAGGUGAGCCCCAAUCCAGAUAAUGAUCCCAGUAGAGAAACUGAUGAUAAAUCUCUGAAAGAGGUUUUUAAAACGUUUGAUCCAACUGCUUCACCGUUUUGUUAGCUAUUGUGUAACUAAGCAAUUCUUUUCACUCUUGUGACUGUUGCAGUCCUCUGCUGUUUUGUAACUGGUUUACCUCUAUAGUUUAUUUAUUUUUAAAUUAUAAACACUUUUCAGCUGCUAGUGUCAGAACCACAUGAAAUUAUAUCAUCUGAAGCCUGUAGUAUUUUAUAUAAUAUUUUUAUAACUUUGAGAAACUGUAGUAAUUGACAUAGAAACCUAUAUAUCAUGUUAGCAUCAGUAAAAGUACUUUUAUUGUAAAUAAACCAUCAUGAACUCAACACUCUGCCUGAAUAUAUGCUGAUUGUCUUUCAUAAUUAAUGUUUAGAUAAAUGAUUACCACUUUUAUAUGGUUGUUAGUUUCAAGCAAUAUGAUGUACAUUACUUUUGAAAAACAGUAUUUUGACUAGGAUCCUAUUUGUCCACACAGAACUGAUUAAUAUGUAAUGCUCACUGCUAACUGAAAUGUAAAAUGAAGUAAAGAAAACAUUUUUAAACCACAAUUAGAGCAGUUCAUGGUUAAGGGCAUCACUUUUGUUAGUAUUGACAAUAUUAUUUGUGUAAAGGAAGCAUUUGAAUGUCAUUAAAAUAUUUUAUUGUAUACUGUUAUCAUAGAAGUUGGAGAUGUAUAGAUUGUUUUACUAAAGUGAAAUAUACCCAGUUUCUCUAAUACAACUUUUUAAAUUUAAUUUUUCACAUUAGUUAUAAGUUACUGCCUUGUUAUAUUGUGAUGUUUAUGUGUUUUAAUGUUUUUUGUCUUCAGCAGCAUAAUUUAUAUUACUUUUUCAAAUGAUGUAGCUGCAAUAAUUGUAUUCAUCAUGACUUUGGCAGUUUUUAACAAAAUAAGUGAUUUAAAUAAAUUUAUGAAAAUUUAGUGAUUAUUGCAUUAAUAAUGUUUUAAAUGUCCAGGUUCUAUAUUUUUUCUUAAAUAGCAAGAAAACACAGAGAUGGUAUAGUCAGCUGUAUAUGGCUACCAAUAAAGAAUCUUUUUCAUAUCUUA